Messenger RNA from Clonostachys solani, 3081 nucleotides. NCBI's taxonomy places the organism in Eukaryota, Fungi, Ascomycota, Sordariomycetes, Hypocreales, Bionectriaceae. The record is from the annotation of a GenBank genome assembly.
AUGGAGGACCAGCUCAUCCAGCUGCUGUCCAACACCCACAGCUCUGAACAGGUGCCCCGCCAGCAGGCCGAAAUCGAGCUCAAGCGCGCCGCCUCCAAUCCUGCCUUCCCCCAGUCUCUGGCUAAUAUUGCUGCACACACCUCUGUCGAUACCUCUGUUAGGCAGUCUGCUCUCACCUCCUUGCGUCUGUUUAUUGAAAGGAAUUGGGCUGUUGAGGAGCUGGGUGAUGGACCUCAAAUCCCCAUUGCCGACAAUGUCAGAGCUUCGCUCAAGCAGGCUCUGCUGGACCUUGUUCUGAGCGGGGAGGAUGACCGGAAGGUGAAGAUAGCCACUAGUUAUGCUGUUGGAAAAAUCGCUGUCCAUGACUUUCCCGAACAAUGGACCAAUCUCCUCCCCACCGUGUUGGGCGUAAUCUCCACCGGCACCGACGCACAGCUACACGGAGCUCUCAAGGUUCUUGGUGACCUUGUUGAAGAGAGUUUGAGUCAGGAGCAGUUCUUCACGAUGGCUAGGGACAUCGCCAAGACACUUACUGAAGUUGCACUGAACGAAAACCGAAAACCGCUUCUGCGUUCGCUCGCUAUUUCCGUCUUCCGAGGCUGUUUCAACAUUCUGGAAAUGAUAAAGGGGGAUCACGGGGAUCAGGUCAAGCCGUUCGCCGAGGAAUUGCUCCAGCAGUGGAACCCCUUCUUCUUGACUGUGCUCAAGAGCCGAUUGCCCGAGGCUGAUCUGAGCUCUGGCCAGCCUUCCAGCUGGAACAGUGUAAUUUCGCUCAAGGUCCAGGUGGUCAAGACUCUUUCCGACAUUCGAAAAGGAUUCCCCGCCCUUCUUCUUCCACACAGCACAGCUCUGUUCACUGCAGUCUGGGAGGAACUCAGCCUUUUCCAAGCGCCUUAUACUGAACUUUACAUCCAGAGUGACGCCCAGGGACGCUUGGAAGAUUCAGAUGGUUUGCCCUAUACUUUGGACUUUCUCAUUCUUGAGGAGAUUGACUUCCUCAGCCGCUGUUUCCGUGCAGCGCCUGUCCGUGCCGAGCUGGACGGACAGCUCAACGCUCACGCAUCGGCCGAGCAGGUUCCUUGGAUGAUGGAGAUUAUGAGAAUGCUCGUCAGCUACUCCUCUGUGACCAGGGAAGAGGAAGAGCUUUGGGAUAUCGAUUGCUCCUUAUUCCUGGCCGAGGAAACUUCUGUUACUGCCAACUACACCGCCCGUGUCGCAGCUAGUGACUUGUUGAUCAAGAUGGGCGAGUGGUUUGGCCAAAAGACAAUCGACGGCCUCUUUGGCUACACAAAGACACUUUUCCCUGCCGAUGGCUCAAACUGGCGCAGCCAAGAAGCUGCCCUCUACCUGUUUGUGAUGCUUGCCAGCGAUUUCCACGACACUGGAGUCCCUAUCCCGGACCCCGUCUCGGCCGCAUACCUUGAGUUGAUCGACUUUGCAAUUAGUCGCCCCAAGGAGGCUCUAUUACGUGCUCGGGGUUUCCUUGUUGCAGGAAUGCUUUGCCGUGCAUAUGAGGCGCCGCCCACUCUUCUCAACCGCGUCAUCGAGUCUAUUACUGGCGAAGAGGCCGAGGUUGUCCAGGUUUCUUGCAUCAAGGCCAUUGAGGGGCUUAUGAAUGCCAACAAGAUUACUGUUGAUCGACAGAUCUCCAUCAUCUCCGCCAUCCAAAAUUACAUGAAUGGAAAGGACCCUGCUGAGAUGGAGGAUGCUGACGAGCUGUUGGUUACCCUCAGUGAGGCACUGCGCGCUGCCAUCCGCCUGAACUGUCAAAUUGCCCUGUCCAACGACAUCCCCUCUAUUGAUCUUUUAUUUGUUCUUGCCAAGAUUGGAGCUUCCAACCUCCAGGUCACAAUAAUGUUGUCUGAAGCCAUUGAAGAAAUCGUUCGCAGCCUUUCUGACAAGGAUUCGUUUGCGGCACUUUGCCAGAAAAUCAUACCCACUCUGACAGGUGCCUUUGAUGUGGCCAAUUUGACAGAGGAUGAUCCUCUCGUUACGGUUGCCGUUGAGCUCCUCUCAGUGCUCGUGAGGUACGGAUCAUCACCUUUGCCCGCUGGCUUUGUGGCGGCCACGUUCCCCAAGCUCACUCGACUCUUGAUGGAGUCUACCGAGGGUGAUGUCCUGCGACCUGGCGCGGAGGCUGUCAAAUGGAUUCUCGUCCACGAUCACCAGCAGCUGUUUGAGUGGCAAGAUGCAAACGGACGAUCUGGCUUGGAAGUGUGUCUCCAUAUCAUUGACCGACUCCUUGGCCCGUCAAUGAGUGAUAAUGAUGCAGCUGAAGUUGGCGGACUCGCAGCAGAACUAGUGGAGAAGGCGGGACAGGAACGACUUGGGCCAUUCCUACCUCAGUUGUUGCAAGCCGUGGUCAACAGACUUGCGUCGGCACAACAGGUUACUCUCAUCCAGUCACUCUGUUUAGUCUUUGUUGGGCUCUCUAUCCACGGGGCUUCCGACGUUCUCGAAUUUCUUAGUCAAACCCAAACCAACGGCAAGAGUGGCUUGCAAGUCGUUAUGGAGUUGUGGCUUGAGAAUACCACUGCCUUUGCUGGUUAUGACGAGAUACGACAGAAUGUUACCGCUCUCUCCAAGAUCUAUAGCCUUAAUGAUCCUCGCUUAGCUCAGAUAUCUGUCAAGGGCGAGCUUAUUAUGAACGACGAUGGGCGAAUCAAGACCCGUUCACGGGCAAGACAGAACCCAGACCAGUACACAAUCAUCCCAGCACCACUUAAAAUCAUCAAGUUGCUUAUCGAUGAGCUCUUCUCUGCAUCUGGUGCUCGAGCUGCAGCAGACGCCGCCUCUGCUGCUAUUGCAAAUGCUGACUACCCCGAGGAUGACGAUGAUGAAGGAUGGGAGAACGAGGAUGAAACCCUCGACCUUGGUCUCAUGUCGGUCAAGGGCGAUCUUAUGGCCUUUAUCGAAGGCUCAGGACAGCGUGAACCCGACGAUGAGACCCAAGGUUUCCUGGUUGACUUUUUCAUCCGCUGUGGCCGCGAAAAUAUCAGCAACUUCCAGGACUGGUACGGCAUGCUGACGCAAGACGAGCAGGCUAAGCUCAACCAGCUUGCGAGCUCGGCUGGACAAUAG